Messenger RNA from Capra hircus (goat), 945 nucleotides. RefSeq names its product olfactory receptor 6N2. The record is from RefSeq and is a predicted model, not a curated record. Gene Ontology annotation, cellular component: membrane. Gene Ontology annotation, molecular function: G protein-coupled receptor activity; olfactory receptor activity. Gene Ontology annotation, biological process: G protein-coupled receptor signaling pathway. Bases 1 to 945 code for a protein of 314 amino acids. The transcript has a single exon. Lineage: Eukaryota; Metazoa; Chordata; Mammalia; Artiodactyla; Bovidae.
AUGGACCUUGUCAAUCACACAUGGACCCAGAGUUUCCUCCUUGCAGGUUUCACUACCACUGGAGCCCUGCGACCUCUUGCUUUCCUGGGGACACUGUGCAUCUAUAUCCUCACCUUGGCAGGGAACUUGUUCAUCAUUGUGCUGGUUCAGGCAGAUUCUAGACUGUCCACACCCAUGUACUUCUUCAUCAGUGUCCUCUCCUUCUUGGAACUCUGGUAUGUCAGCACCACAGUGCCCACGCUGCUGCACACCUUGCUCCAUGGGUGUUCACCCAUCUCACCAACCUUGUGCUUUCUCCAGCUCUAUGUCUUCCAUUCACUGGGCAUGACUGAGUGCUACCUGUUGGGUGUCAUGGCACUGGACCGCUACCUUGCCAUCUGUCACCCACUCCACUACAAUGCUCUUAUGAGCAGACAGGUACAGUUAUGGCUAGCAGGGGCCACUUGGGUGGCUGGCUUCUCAGCUGCACUUGUGCCAGCAAGCCUCACAGCCACUCUGCCCUUCUGCUUAAAAGAGGUGGCUCAUUACUUCUGUGACCUGGCACCAUUAAUGAGGUUGGUGUGUGUGGACACAGGUUGGCACGCUCAAGUCCACAUUGCAGUGAUAGGCAUUAUCAAUGCUUGCAAUCUUGUGCUCAUUUUAGGACUGUACGGGGGUAUCCUGAGAGCUGUGCUGAAGCUGCCCUCAGCUGCAAGCCGUGCCAAGGCCUUUUCCACCUGUGCCUCCCAUAUAACUGUAGUGGUGCUAUUCUUUGCCUCUGCUUUCAUUGUCUAUGUGGGGCCACCUGAGAGUCGCCCUGAAGGCACUGACAAACUUAUUGCCUUGGUGUAUACUUUUCUGACCCCUUUUCUCAACCCCGUUAUUUACACUUUUCGUAACAAAGAAGUGAGAGAGGCUGUCAGGAGAGUCACCCAAAGCAUUAGGGCUAUGAUGAAGAGACCCUGA